AUGAAGAAGACUUUAUUCCAGUAUUUUUCUGUCUUCUGCUGGCUUGUAGGAUUUAUUCAAGCGAAGAGAUGCCUCGGAGACUUCUGGAAUCUGCAUGCCAGUGGCGGAAACGUGAUAAAGUCCCAAAUCAUCCAGACAAAGAUCGCCAAGCGCAAGGAAUGCACGGUCAUAGACGGAAACGUCCUCCUACUCGAAGCAGAUUCCGACGACUUCGACUUUUCUGGUCUUCAAAAUAUCGAACGCAUCACUGGAAUUCUCCUCAUAUCUAACCUUACUGUGGAUAAUUUUUCGAUGAAAUCUUUGAGAGUAAUCGAAGGAAAUAACGCUGAUCACAAGUCCCUCCCCGAGUGUCGACGAAAUGGAUGCUCCUUGAUCGUGAAAGACAAUCAUUUCAAAACCUUUUCGUUUCCAAAAUUGACGGAAAUCAGCAAGGGCGACGUCGUUUUCAAAAACAAUCACGAGCUGUGUUACUUUUGGAAUAACAUAGCCUGGGCUCAAAUUCUCCAUUCUGAUUAUAGAGCAGCGGGGCGUGCGUAUUGGCUUGAUAGAAAAAAAUGGAGCAAGUGUCCAAAAUGCGACAAAGAGUGCAACAACUUUUGCUGGCCAAAUGGGCAUUGUCAAAUGGCCAAUUUGUACUGCCCGAACUCCAAUUUUAAUGGAACAGUGAAUAGAUGCUCAGCUUUGCAGAAGGAAGAGAAGGAUAAUUUUGCGGUUGUAAAGACACCAGAAGAAUAUUGCUGCCACAGCGAGUGCAAGGGAGGAUGCUCAGGUCCCAGAGCAUCGGAUUGCUAUCUUUGCAAGAACAAAAUCAACAACGUAACGGGCGAAUGUGUCGCUGAAUGUCCUCGAUUAUACUCGCAGAAAGACGGCUUUCUGGUACGAAACGAAGAUGUCCUGUACGAGUUCGGGAAUCGUUGUCUGUCGCGUUGCCCUGUCAACACGUUUGUCUACGAUUCCAUGUGCUUGACAGAGUGUCCAGAUGGACACACUUAUAAAACAGAUCAGAGCGGAAACGGAAACGGCCACUGCGAGCCGUGCAAAGACGGCCACUGCCCAAAACCAUGCGUCGGGCUGAACCACUCAAAGUGGGAAAGUCAAGUUCGAGCAAAAUUCGCAAAAGAAGUAGCGAACAUCUCAGCCGAUUCUUUCGAAGUUUCGUGGGCUGCAACACUCAAUUCCAAAACAAUCACGCUUUUUGAAGAUUGCGAAGUUGUUAUCGGCUCGCUUAGUUUUCUUGUCCAUACAUUUUCGGAUACCAAAGAGCAUGGAGUCGAAAAAAUUACUGAAGAGCAUUUGAAAUAUUUGAAAGGGAUCAAAAGAAUCAUGGGAUACUUGGUGAUCGAAGUUUGGCCUUUCAAGAAUUUUGAAGCGUUUGGAAAUCUCGAAGUUAUUGAUGGCUUCCACGGAAAACUUCAUUCACAAGUCAAGGGCUCAAGCGAUUCAGCACUGUUCAUUUCAGCCGGCAACAAUCGAACUCACAAUCGAAGUGAAACUUCUAAAAGCGUCGGAUUUAAUGGACUGAAGAAGAUAUCCCACGGAAAUGCGAUCCUGAUUGAGAUGGGCGAGGCGUGUCCGUUGAAGACAAUUAACUGGAAGAGUAUUCUCAAGAAGCCAGUUCCAAGGCCAAAUAAUAGCUAUAAAGACGGAGUUUAUAUCGCUAAGAAAUCGUCUGUUAUAGCGGCCCAGGAUCCAAAAUCCGAGUGUGUGAAUUUUCAGUGCCAUCCAGAAUGUACAACUGAUGGUUGCUGGUCAGAUGACGCAUUUGGCUGUGUCAGGUGCCGGAACGCAGUUUACAAUGGAAAAUGUAAAAGCUCUUGCGACAAGGAGCUCGAAGAAGAUGGAACUCUUCUCUAUGAAGAGCUUGUUUAUGACGAACUGACUGAAGAAUCAAAACGCCAGUGUCAGCCGUGCUCGCCUCUUUGUAAACUAGGUUGCUUUGGACCAAGUCCGCAACAAUGUCGCGCUUGCAAUUACGGGUGGAUAAGCGGUGAAGACAGCUCAUCGAGCUCUUCAAGAGGCCAGUUGGAAUGCUUGGCCGAGGGCGAAUCCUGUCCACUUGAUUAUUUCAUGGACGAAGAGACCAAAGAGUGCAAAGUCUGCAGCACGCGCUGUACUGCACAAGCAGGCUGCACUGGCGAUGGCGAUUUCCUUGGAGCAGGAGGGUGCAACCAUUGCGAUGGAAUAUCUGUUGAGUCGACGGAAGAAGGUUCCAUGCAUAUUUGUCGGCUGAGGAGCCAGGAAUGCCCGGAAGAUCAUUUCAAAUGUGAUAUGCAUCAAAAUGAAACCUGUCAAUUGGAGCCGGAACUUCAAAACAUUAUCGAUACGCUUGAACCUGAGAGCAUUUGCUUCCAGUGCUCCCUCAAAUAUACAGGCUGCAACAAAUGCAACGCAGACCGAUGCCAGCAGUACAAAUUCACCAAAUGGAUUUUGUGGGUGGUUGUGGUUGUAUUGGCAAUUUUCCUCGGCCAAUUCAUCGGACUUACGUUGUACAAACGCCAUCUGAUUCAAAAACGAGACCGGGAUGAGCUAGAGCCACUGGCGUUGCUCCCUCCAAAUCUUCAAAAACUUCUUUUGAUCAAAGAAGAAGCCCUAGAUUUGCGCAAAGAACUUGGAAAAGGAGCUUUUGGAGUUGUUCACAGAGGAUUGUGGCGACCUGAUUUUGAAGGACAGGACCCCAAGAUCGAAACAAUCACUGUGGCAAUCAAGACCCUCAAUGAACCCAAAGCCUCGAUUCUAGAGGAAGCGAUGACAAUGGCCGCUUGCGAGCAUCCUAAUCUUGUCCAGCUUAUCGGCAUCUGCCAAAGUGAUCCACCGAAGAUCAUAACUGAAUUCAUUCCUCGUGGCGACGCGCUGAGCUACAUUCGUCGAAAAAAAGAAAAUGUCCGUCCAGCACAACUUGUCAGCUGGUGCCGUCAGAUUGCCGAUGGAAUGGCUUAUCUUUCGGAAACAAAGGAGGGACAAAAGCUUGUACACAGAGAUUUGGCAGCGAGAAAUGUUCUAGUCAAGACUCCUCAUUAUGUCAAAAUUGCUGAUUUCGGACUUGCUCAACUCGUCAAGACUAAAAACUCGGAGUUCAAAGAAGUGGGAGGACGAAUGCCCCUCAAGUGGCUCGCGGUUGAAUGCGUGAAGAGAGGUAUUUACUCGACGAGAUCUGAUGUUUGGUCGUUUGGAGUUACCAUCUGGGAGUUGCUUACAUACGGAAAGAAGCCAUACCAGAAUGUGCAAGCUUCGAAGCUGAUGAUGUUGCUCGAGAGUGGCGGAAGACUUGAGCAACCUGACAACUGCUCCACAGAAUUCUACACACUUAUGCUCCAGUGCUGGUUAAUUGAUCCGGCUCAAAGGCCGAUCUUUACUGAACUGGCCGAGAAACUUACGGAAUGGGAAAAAGAUCCGACUCGUUAUGUGACUCCGUCUUCUUUCCGACAUUCGUCAGUCAGAACUCAGCUGACGUCACUGGGAUCCUCGCUUCAUCAAGAAGACUAUUUCGAUGAACCAGAUUACAUAGACGAAGAUGAUGCUUGCGAUCCAAAUAACUACAUCAACGAAAUGGAGGGAGACUCCAGAAACUCGCGAGAAGAAAGCUACUAUCAGAAUGCAACAAUAGAGCAGCCACAGCCAAGGACACCAUCAGACUUUCAAAGCGAAUCUUGGCUAGAUCCUGUUCCUGUCCAACCAUCUUGGCGCCAAAAGCGCCAUCACAAUUUUAAUUCCAGUUUACCUCAGACCUCAACCUCAUCUUGGGGAAGCACGAACAACACCACUCCGACAGAACCUAUGUACGCCAAUGUCAACAAUAACUUUGAGCCGCUCCAUCAUAAUGGUGUUCAAAAACAAGACGACGUAAAGAACGAUUCGGAAGUCUUCAAAAAACCGGAGAAACCGCUUGGAUCAAGAAAACUAAAAGAUGAUGAAAAAAGAGCUCUGAUAAAUGGUUCGGAUGAAAUUGAGGAAACCUCACUUUCGUAA
Messenger RNA from Oikopleura dioica, 3966 nucleotides. Lineage: Eukaryota; Metazoa; Chordata; Appendicularia; Copelata; Oikopleuridae. The record is from the annotation of a GenBank genome assembly.